Molecule: messenger RNA, 5802 nt
Organism: Anopheles stephensi (Asian malaria mosquito)
Lineage: Eukaryota; Metazoa; Arthropoda; Insecta; Diptera; Culicidae
Gene: RecQ5
Product: ATP-dependent DNA helicase Q5
Exons: 5
Coding region: 280-4821 (1513 amino acids)
Biological process (GO): double-strand break repair via homologous recombination
Cellular component (GO): chromosome; cytoplasm
Molecular function (GO): four-way junction helicase activity; 3'-5' DNA helicase activity; nucleic acid binding
Source: RefSeq, a predicted model, not a curated record
AGGGCUUGACAUUUGACAAAAUUUGACAAAUUUCCAGAAAAAGUCGAUUCCCUAGCGUUUCUUCGAUUUUUCCUCGCAGAAUAUUCAAUGUAAGCAGUGAAACGUGCGAUUAAAACCCAGCAAACUUAGCAUGAUCCUCGGUGCAAGUGAUUCUGCGUGUUGAAAGCGCCCGCGGCACCCUCCCAAACGAUUUCCAAACUGCGCAUUUUCGGUCGGGUCUGAAACGGGUCGCUUGCUUGCUCGGUUGGUCCCCGGGAGCUGCAGCUUCCGUCGAAAGAAAUGUCUUCAGAGUUCGAUAAGUUUAAUGAGUGCUUGAAGGCGUCCUUCUGGAAGAAUGUGAAAAACAACCGUGCCGAGCGGAAAGCGAACGGCACCGCACUGAAAGUAGAGCCAAAGCUCGAGACGAAAAAUGAAUCCGAACCAGGAACGCAAACGGCGGUGGUACAGCAGCAGCAGCAGCAGCUGCCCCAGCCCCUGCCCCAGCCCCAACCACAGCCACAGUCACAGCAGCAGCAGCAGAUGCGACCCACGCCCGUUGUUUAUAGCACAAAGUGUGAAUCGGCGGUUAAUGCAUCGCUGCAGGAGUUGCUAGAGAAAGAUCCGAAGUGUGACGAAUAUGAUGACUAUUUGCCUCCCCGGGCGCCGAAAACGCCACCGAUCGAGGAUUAUGAUGACAUGAUGCCGCGACCCCAGACGCCCAUGGAAAUUCCCAACAUGGACGAUGUUGUGGAAAUUUCCGACUCUCCCGAGCGCUCGGGGCGGAGAGUAGUGAUGGACAAGUCGUGCUCGAAAGAAAACAAAGCGGACGAGUUGCUGCUGGAAAAGCUGUGGCAAUACUUCGGCCAUCGUGAUUUUAAAAGCCAGUUGCAAAAAGAAGCCAUCGAAACCAUCAUUGCAAGAACGCGAGAUGUGUACGUUUCCAUGCCUACCGGGGCUGGGAAAUCGCUCUGUUUCCAGCUGCCUGGGGUAAUGCAGGACAACAAGGUAACGAUAGUAUUCUCCCCACUGCUAGCACUGAUAAAGGAUCAGCUAGACACAUUAGCUCGAAUUAAGAUACCGGCGGACUCGAUUAACUCCAAGAUGGGUACCCGCGACCGGGAACGGGUAAUCAACGACCUGAAGAGCGUCAAAACCGAUAUACGUUUUCUGUAUAUCACGCCCGAGCAAGCGAAUACUGCCACGUUCAAGGACAUUAUGCAGCAUCUGGUAAAGUUCCGGAAGGUCGCGUACGUGGUGGUUGACGAGGCGCACUGCGUUAGCGAGUGGGGCCACGAUUUUCGGCCCGACUAUUUGAAGCUCGGCAACUUGCGGGCGGAGUAUCCUUCCGUGCCGUGGAUCGCCCUGACGGCAACCGCUUCCAGGCACGUAGUGGAAGACAUAUUCCGUAAUCUGCGCUUAAAGGAACCGGUGGCCAAGUUCAAAACCCCCUGCUUCCGGCACAAUCUCUACUAUGACGUAGUAUUCAAAAACUCCAUCCAAGACGAUUUCCUGCAUUUGAAGGACUACAUCGAAAGCAUCCUUGGGAAGCAGGAUGAAGUGAAACCGAGCAAACGUGCUUGUGGUAUUAUAUACUGCCGGACGCGCGAAAAUACUGAACGUGUAGCGACAAACCUUACCAAGCUCGGUUUGCGCACAGUUCCCUAUCACGCGGGUUUGAAACAAUCCGAACGCGACCAGGUCCAGGAGGACUGGAUGGAAGGGAAGUACGUGGCCAUUGCGGCUACCAUCAGCUUCGGUAUGGGUGUCGAUAAAGGUUCGGUACGGUUCGUGAUUCACUGGGACAACCCGCAGAACGUGGCCGCCUACUACCAGGAAUCGGGUCGGGCCGGCCGUGAUGGCAAAAAGUCGUUUUGUCGCAUUUAUCACUGUCGCGAAGAGUGUAAGUCGAUCGAGUUCCUGCUCCGGCAGGACUUGCAAAAGUGCAAAGACUCACCCAAGGAGGAAAGUGCCAAGCAGGCUGUGAAAAAUUUCGAAAAAAUGGUUGAAUUUUGUGAAAGUGCGCGGUGCCGGCAUCGGUUGUUUACCGACUACUUCGGGGACGAUCCGCCCGACUGUCGGAACAUGUGUGACGUGUGUUCCAAUCCGAAGAAGGUGCAGAAAGCGAUCGAUUUCUUCCAGCAGCUGGCCUACACGGGCAAGCUGAAAACGAUGACGGCCUACGACGAAGAUCCGUCCGACAUGUACGGUGGCGGUCGGAAGGGUUACGAGAACGAUUACUACGAUGGGUGCAGCAGUAGCUACAGUGAUGGUCGCGAAAAGCGCAAACAAAGUGAAUCUGCUCUGCUGAUCCAGAAGCAGUUUAUGCUGCGUAAGGCGGCCGCCGCCAAGGACAUGACCAUGCAGCGGUCGGCCACCAUCGGGCGAGUAAAGUUUGCCAUGCAAACGCCGGUGAAGGUGAGCGGGCUGACGAUUGCGACGCGCGAAACGUACGUUACCUCGCUGGCGGACUUGAUCAAGAAGAAUGUGGAAAUGUGUAAAGGAAUCGACGAGCCGGACUACAGUCUAGUGUACAAAGACUUUGAAGAUAUUGCGGUCGAGCUGGAGUAUGAGGCGUUCACGAAGAACACCGUCAAAAGUUUGUACCACCGAGCGAUUGUUAAGCAGGUAACGUCACUAAAGUCGGCUAUCGCUGAGAAACUGUUGCAUCCCCGGGUGAAGGAGUACUGUCCGAAGCAUCGGGCCAGCAUGGGAGGCGACUAUCGGACGAUCGAGGCCGAUCUGAAGCGUAAGUACGGUGACAGCAUCGUAGAGGAGCUGCGCUCGGAUGGGCACGAUAAGAAGCACGACGGGCAUCACCAUCACCACCACCAUCAUCAUCAUCGUGCGGAGCGCAACGGGGAUCGUAAGCGAGGCUCGAAGUUUGGGCCAAAAACGGGAUCCUCCCGGGACCGGGACGGUCUCAACCAGUCGUCGAUCAGUUCCUACUUCAGUGCGAAAAGCAACGCACCGUCCUCGUCCACAGUGCCGCCGCUUGCCAGUGGAAGUAAUGCAGGCCUGAUGACGAUUGACGACGGGGACAUGUGGGACGACGAUCAGAUGAAGGAAGGGGGUGGUGGUCGAUCGAGCAACUCGAAGGUGGUUCCACCGGAACCAGCAACACUGCCGUUGAUUCGUACACCACAAUCACCGCCCGGUUCACCGAUAUCGCCACGAUCGCCACGCUCACCACGGUCUCCCCGUUCGCCGCGCUCGCCACGCUCACCAACGACACCGCGAUCGCCACGCUCACCGUCCGUCGAGUACGUCUCGAACGAUCAGUACCCGGAGGUGGUACCAGGGCACGGCGAGCGACACCGACGAUCGACGUCCCAUUCGCGAACGGCGUCUAAAGAUCGCACCUAUCGCGAUCGUUCCCGGUCCGGUUCGAGAGGCUAUUCGAGUGAACGGUCGCGCAACAAACAGAAAUCGUCCUCCUCCUACAAACGGUCACGGGAAAGCAGUCGAUCUUACUCGCGGGAACGAUCCUACUCCUACCGAUCGGGUAGCUCCCGGUCAAGGGAUUGGGAGGAGGACGAAAUCGCCAGGCGUCGCAAGCGUAAGUACGAGGAGGAGGAGUACGAUCGAGAGUACGAGCGCGUGCCGACAAAGUCGAGGGUUUACGACGAUGAGUACGAAACUGGCAACAUGCAGCAGCAGCACCACCACCAUCAUCCCACCCGGAGGCCUCCAUCGCCCGAGGAGGAGUUCAGUUAUGCUGCUCCCAAGAAGCGGAUAUCGCACUACGCCGAAAACAGUGGAUCCGCCACAACCACCGGAGGGUACGGCAAAGCUUCGGUGUACGGAUCCGUCGGUGGUGGGUCGUCGUUCGGGUACAAAAAUUACGCUGGUAGUGGCGGUGGUGGUGGCGGCGCGGGGUCAUCCCAAAUGCUGAACAAUGAAGAUAUGUGGGACGAUGAUCCGGAACCGUCCUCGUCCAAUAUGCGAUCGAAGGAUCAACCUCCGUCACCGCCCGCUUCCCCACCGCCACCUUCGUCACCGCCACCGCCGUCCUCCCCGCCACCGCCGUCCUCACCGCCACCAAUGUCACCGUCGCCGGAGCCCGAAUACUUGCGCACCACCACCAAGUACAUACCCUCGUCGCCGCUCCCGCACCAUCGUCCACCGUCACCCUCGUCCCCAUCACCGCAUACAGUGAUACAUCACGACAAGCAUACGAUGCGUACGUACGAUCACCGUUCGCCGUACGAUCCUUCGCUCGAUCCACGCCUGGCGGCCACCCCGAAAAGUCCGCCCUACACGCAGAAACCGUCGGGCUCGGUACAGUUUACGACGGCCGCCCAGAUGCAUCUGGCGAACUCGCUAGCAAACAAGCCAUCCUUACCAGUGAGCACGAUUCAGGGCGGCGCUGCAGGUGGGCUGGUGGGUUCAAUGGUCGGAAGCUGUGGACCGGUUGGACCGGGCGGCAAACCAUCAUCGUGCAUGGGCACAGUUACCACCACGAACAGCGUGCUGGUGGUGGCGGCCGGUCCUUCCAGUGGAGGCGCGUCAUCCAGUAGCAAUGCUCAGCAGCUGAUGGCGAAUGCGUCGGGCCACACGCCGGGCGGUGCACCAGAUUCGGCCGGCUCAACGCCCUCCGGUUCGCAGCUGGCGGAGAUGGAGAAGAAGAAGAAGAAUUUGGCCAGCUGCGUCAUACACUACCUGAUGCCGUACUACCGCGACCAGAAGAUCGAAACGAAGGAACUGUUCAAAGGGCUGGCGAGAAAGAUUUCGCACAAAUUCUACGAAGCCGAUGUUACUGCUGAACGGAAGGUGAAGAAGUACAUCGACGACAUGAUGGCCCACAAGGGUAUCAUCUCGAGCGAGGCCGACUUUCCCAAAUAGAAACGACGCAAGGCGCGCUCGCGCGCAUACAAAUCACGCUCGUACCGGCGACGCUCGCGUUGACCCGUCCAGUAACACAACAGCACACGGUGGCAGUGUUUGAUGUGGGUGAAAUGCGCGUGGCGCGGCGCGUCGUUGACUAUAUUGUAAUUUAACGAACGUCUCUGUACAUACUAGCCAUGUAAGCGAAACGGCCUCUGCGCUCUACACACUCACACCAACACACCUACAUACCGCAUCAUGACUCCCCCAAGUAGUAGCUGUGCGCCCAAGAAGAACGCGACCUGCGCGCCUAUAUUCCAUUGUUACUGUACGUGUACUUCUUAGGCAGGGCAAUUGUUUGUGCAUAUGCGCAUGUGCACCCACCAACGGAACGGCAAAUAUUCUGGUUUUUGUCCGGAGCGUUCUCCGUCGAUCGUUCGGCGGCCGUACUUUGGAUGGAGCGAGGUGAAGUGAAUGUGUUUUGAUUUUAAAGUUUUGAACCCAUCCGCUAGGUGCUUGCAUUAAUUUGGAUCUUUUUUGAUCAUUUCCUGAUUUGGCCUUUGUAUCCGGCGGCGGAAUGCGUCGUUCCAACUUUGAAUUUUCUACCAAAACGAUCCUCAAAGGAAGGAUCGAUUCGCUACGUUUAAAGGCUUGUGAUAGCUCCGUUAGAAAGGUUGUUGUGAUGGGGAUUCUCCUCGCCACAAUGCGUAAGAUUCUCAUUUUCUCUUCGCGUUUGGAGAGGUCGCCAUUCAAACUGACCUCCGACCCGAAAGAUGCGACCUUCGAUCGAGAUUAAUGCAAGCUACCUAGAGGAUUCGGUGGUUCCAUCCCCGGUUUCGUUCCGAGUGACCGUUUCAUACUAAGAGCAGCGCCUAGAUAAAGUGGCCACGCACACAGAGCAUGCGAGCAAGUGUACAGAGCGACACGAAAUACUUAUAGUGCGCGGACGUUUCUUGUAAAAGUUUGUGUGGGAAUAAAGAUACAUUCAGAUGAGUAAAA